GGUACCCUUCACAUUUAGGUGCGGCUGAGGAACAGGUGCGUCGACAAUCACUGAGAGACUUCUUCAAUUGAAACAUUAUCGUUUUUUGAGAACUUUAUUUGGAAUCUGCCAACAGAAACACGCAGCUCAUAAACGAAUAACAACUUUCUCAGUAACAGCGAGUUCAGAUAAACCCCGUGUUUUUUUGAGGAGUGGGGAUUUUGUACCUUCACAGCAGGUGGACGUCGUCUAUUGUUGAUCCGUCUUUAAAGGAAGAAGAAAUGGCCAACUCGGGUCUGCAGAUUUUGGGGUUCGCCCUGGCCCUGCUGGGUGUCAUUGGAUUGAUAAUUGGCACAAUUUUGCCGCAAUGGAAGAUGUCUGCUUAUGUCGGGGACAACAUCAUCACAGCUAUAGCCAUGUAUGAAGGACUGUGGAUGUCCUGUGCCUUCCAGAGCACGGGCCAGAUCCAGUGCAAAGUGUACGACUCAAUCCUGCAGCUCAACAGUGCCCUCCAAGCAACCCGUGCUCUCAUGAUCAUUAGUAUCAUCGUAGUGAUAGCUGGCCUGGGUGUAGCCUGCAUGGGAAUGAAGUGCACCAACUGUGGAGGAGAGGACAAAAGCCGCAAGUCCAAGAUUGCCAUGACUGGUGGAAUUAUCAUCCUGAUUGGAUCUCUGUGUGCAAUCGUUGCCUGCUCUUGGUAUGCGCAUGACAUCAUCCAAGCCUUCUACAACCCUUUCACCCCAGUCAAUACCAAGUACGAGUUUGGUGCAGCCAUCUUCAUCGCCUGGGCUGGAGCUUUCCUGGCUGUAGUUGGAGGAGGCAUGCUGGCAGCAUCGUGCCCAAGAGAAAAGUCUACACCCAAGUACCCCAUCUCCAGACCCCCCAGCAGCAGCAAGGAGUACGUUUGAACAAGACAGGACUCACUUUGAAGGAACACUUUGACAAUCAUACCUUUAGUCCAACUCUGAAUGAAAAGAUGUAUCCCAGGAGGUGAUCAGUACAGUUUCUGUUUUUAUUUUGUAUCUUAGUUACUUCAGGGCUACCCUGUGAUGUUACUGUAAUAUUAUUUGAACACAUUCAAGCUUUUAAUAAUGGCGGUUUACCUCCUUUAAAAGCCUAUUGGCCUGUUGGUAAACCUCUUAGUUGACACCUGUAAAGCACUAAGUUAAGGGAAAAUACCUACAAGAUUAUUCUACUUGAUACAAUGUAAAGUGCAUUAGGAGUGUACAGUGUGGUUUGGACAUUGGGUUUAACGCACUGGGUAGAAAUCAGAUUUGCCCUUGCACAGCUGGUUUACCAUUCAAUACUAUGUGGGCAUGUAGUAUUUUUGGAAACCACAGAAGAAGUUUGCGACCAUCAUUUCCACACAAUUGUGCCUUAUUUAUAUGAAUGUUACAAAUCAUGCAGUACCACUGUGGACAAUGCUUUAAUCAAGUACCAAAGUGAAACCAUCCAUGAAUUGAUCACAGUGAGUUGUUUUUUUUUUAACAUGGGAUUGCCAAUAUUUUUUUAAAGGUACAAUACAGCAUGCCAGAUGAGUUUCUGUAAUAAUGUGUGAAUGUGCUUGGCUUAUUGAUCCUGUUUUUUCUAAAGUAAAAAUAGAUGUUGCCACUCUCAUCAAAUUCUCAGUUUUUUAAAAAACUUUUUAAUUGUUGUGUGUCAAUGUUUGUGUUGUGUAUAUAAAAUAAAAAGUGGAAAAUUAAAA
Messenger RNA from Notolabrus celidotus (New Zealand spotty), 1684 nucleotides. It is a transcript of the gene cldn7b, whose product is annotated as claudin 7b. The coding region runs from base 261 to 887 and encodes 208 amino acids. Gene Ontology annotation, biological process: bicellular tight junction assembly; cell adhesion. Gene Ontology annotation, cellular component: bicellular tight junction; plasma membrane. The transcript is spliced from 4 exons. Gene Ontology annotation, molecular function: structural molecule activity. The record is from RefSeq and is a predicted model, not a curated record. NCBI's taxonomy places the organism in Eukaryota, Metazoa, Chordata, Actinopteri, Labriformes, Labridae.